AUGGACUUUUGGUCGCGCCUCCUAGCCGGCACCUCGUUGUCUCCCUCGGCCCAUCGCAAAGAAGAAGCGAAGAAUCCAACGAAACGCUUGCACCGCUUCGACAAGGAGUACAAUCGUAUUUUGCAAAUCUGGCGAUCUUCGUCCAACCUCGCCAACGAUGUCGAUGCUGCCGAAAACCUUGAGAUCCGCCUCCAGGAGCUCACAAACAUCCUUACCGACGAGUCCCGACGACCCCUCCCCCAUCCCUGCAUCCAAUAUGCAGCGAAGAAACAAGUUUACGUGCCCAUUGGCAAGAUAGCGACGACGUCCUACAACGAAUGGAUAAUCAAGGAGGCUGUGCUGUUUUUCGCAACUCUACUCGAGACGGAAGAGGAGGCAUUUGUCGAGAACACUACCUUCUCCGCCAGCCUGACGAACCUCCUUGUUCGCAUCACUGGCGUCAACAGUGUCCGUCUGGGGUCCGACACCGAGGCCAAGGUUGUUGAGCUGGCUUUUAACAUCACCACAAAGAUCCGCCUCAACCGGGACAUCCUGCACGCCUGGUUCAAGAGCCACCAUGAUGGGACCCCCAAGGAUCGUCCACAGGACGAGCACGACGCUUUCGCUGGGCGGACUCAAAGACAGGACUUUCCGCUGUUUUACAUCCUGAUGGACUACAUCCACCACGAGGGUAAGGUUGGAGACUUUGCGAGGACGGGCCUGUUAUAUAUCAUCGAAUCGGCAUCGAGCGACGAGUCUCUUGAGCAAUGGAUCGUCGAAAGCGACCUCUCCACACUGAUGGCAACCGGCUUGGGUGCGCUCUACAGUCAGCUGAGUCGCAAGCUUGUCAUCGACUAUCCUUCUAACGACCUACCUCCUGUUCUCGCAUUAUCCGAUUACCAACACCCGACCUCCACCUUUGAGAUCAUCAGCUCAUGUUCCCCCGACUUCCAGCUCCAUCUCGAAACCUUCCUGUCCCAUCUCCUUUUCUGGCAGGAUGUGCUGGACCACUGCAAAUCGGUGGAGGUCAAGCAGACGCUGCUGGAACACUUCCAGGUCAUCUUCCUGCAGCAACUCUUGUAA
This is a messenger RNA of Colletotrichum spaethianum, 1062 nucleotides long. Its product is annotated as UPF0587 protein. The record is from RefSeq and is a predicted model, not a curated record. The coding region runs from base 1 to 1062 and encodes 353 amino acids. The transcript has 3 exons. Lineage: Eukaryota; Fungi; Ascomycota; Sordariomycetes; Glomerellales; Glomerellaceae.